This is a messenger RNA of Neoarius graeffei (lesser salmon catfish), 1152 nucleotides long. It is a transcript of the gene hmgn3, whose product is annotated as high mobility group nucleosomal binding domain 3. Gene Ontology annotation, molecular function: nucleosomal DNA binding. The coding region runs from base 122 to 418 and encodes 98 amino acids. Gene Ontology annotation, cellular component: nucleus; chromatin. Gene Ontology annotation, biological process: chromatin organization. Lineage: Eukaryota; Metazoa; Chordata; Actinopteri; Siluriformes; Ariidae. The record is from RefSeq and is a predicted model, not a curated record. The transcript has 6 exons.
UUUAGAUAUUGAUCCAGUAUUCCGUCGUAGUUACAAACUCAGUGAGUCAGAGGCUAAAACACCCGGACCUGUUAAACUCGCCUGUUUAACGAGGGCAAAACAAACAAACACGGCGGAAAAAAUGCCCAAGAGGAAGUCACCUGAGGGAGCGGAGGGGAAAGACUCUACGAAAGUCACAAAGCAGGAGCCCACUCGGAGGUCAGAGCGCCUCUCCUCGAAACCGGCUCCUCCUAAACCUGAUCCCAAGCCCAAAAAAGCUGUAGCUAAGAAGGCAUCCGACGACAAAGCGGCAAAAGGGAAGAAGGGCGGAGCCAAAGGGAAGAAGGAGGAGAAAGAGGCGGUGCCCACUGAGAAUGGAGAGACCAAGCCAGAGGGGGAAUCCGCGACCACUGAGGCCGAGGAAGAAGCUAAGGAGUGACUCGAGUUGGUUUUCCGGGAAUUGGAAAAGACAUUUUUUUAUUCUUUAUUGAGUAUUUUGUAAGAUGCUAACUUUUUUUAGACUUGUCAUUGUAGAUUUACUUAGCUAGCUCACACUCCUACCAGAAGUCCCUGUUCUACUCUGUUAUCACCAGAUCGGACAGAUCUGUCGACGAUAAACGAGAAAACGUUGUUUUUGGGGGUUUUUUUUUUCUUAAAUGUUUCACCAGCAGCAGCCAUAUCAGUUAAUAACUUUGUAGUCGGUUGGAAACCUGCGUCUUACGUCCCCUCCAGUUACGUAACAACACGUGCUUAAUGUUUGUGCCGCACUGAAUGAGUCAUCUGGACAUUCAGGCUCAUAAGUUUAGUGUUUAUUUUGAUUCUUCUGGGUUUUUUUUUUUAAUUAUAAUCUCUUGUAUAAUGUAUAAUAAUAAUGUCGCUGAAUGAGAAAGAUGCGACUGAAAGAAGGAAAAAAAAUUGUUUCCAGUUUUUUUUUAAUCCUUUUUAAUGGGCAGAUUGGGACUUGUGGACACCUUUUGAUUUUUUUUUUUUAAUUGCUAAUUUGAAUAUGAUCCUUAACGAAAUGGCACACAACCAUAGCAAUAAACGGAGGGUGCUGAGAGUGACGUUUGUUCUGAAACUGAACCUGACGUGCUUCUGGAGAUCCGCCUGCCUGGCUGGCUUGGGAUAUUGUCUGUGAAAAUGUGUUUUCAAAUAAAACCAUGAAAGGAAAAA